This is a messenger RNA of Vespa velutina, 3447 nucleotides long. RefSeq names its product elongation of very long chain fatty acids protein AAEL008004-like. Gene Ontology annotation, cellular component: endoplasmic reticulum membrane. Gene Ontology annotation, molecular function: fatty acid elongase activity. The transcript has 8 exons. The record is from RefSeq and is a predicted model, not a curated record. Lineage: Eukaryota; Metazoa; Arthropoda; Insecta; Hymenoptera; Vespidae. The coding region runs from base 374 to 1420 and encodes 348 amino acids. Gene Ontology annotation, biological process: sphingolipid biosynthetic process; very long-chain fatty acid biosynthetic process; fatty acid elongation, monounsaturated fatty acid.
AUCAUCCUUGUAGCAAAGGCAUAGCGAGAAAAUUUAUCCGCAGCGUGCACGCGAUGUGUCGGGCCAUGAUUCUAGGUUAGAAAAUUCGCGAGUGCGGAAGAAACGUGCGCGCGCGUGCGUGCGUUCUUCGACUCUGUUCCAGGGAGGAAGUCUCGUACUUUUCUCUCGCGGCACUUAUCUCCUAUAGAAAGAUAAGACGACAGAUAAAUGUCCAGGAAAUAAGGCUGAACUUUAAUCGAUGCCGAGCAUCGUCUUCUUUCGGAAAAGGAAGCGAUAAGGAAAAAAUCAAAACCUUGCCUCGCUGGAGGGAUACGUGCCGAGCCUUUAUUCUAAAUUUCCAGGACGAAGCUGUCUGCCCUCGUCCAUAAACAAAAUGUCGAUUAUAAUUCAAUACGUGGACCGGUUCCACGAAAUCUUGGACAAACACGCAGACGCACGAACGACGAACUGGCUAUUGAUGAGAUCUCCCUUUCCAACUCUAUUCAUAUGUCUUACUUAUAUAUACAUCGUCAAAGUUUUGGGACCAAAGCUGAUGGAAAAUCGAAAGCCCUUUCAACUGACGAACGUUCUCAUAGUUUAUAAUUUGUUCCAAGUGAUCUUCUCGGCGUGGCUCUUCCAUGAGUGCCUGAUGGGUGGAUGGUGGAGCCACUAUAGUUUCCAUUGUCAGCCUGUGGAUUAUUCGAACAGCCCGACCGCAAUAAAGAUAGGAAUGUCCGGAUGGCUGACUGGAGAGUAUUCUUUAAAGUGUCAACCUGUAGACUACAGUGAACGACCCCAAGUACUAAGGAUGGUGCACGCCAGUUGGUGGUAUUACUUUUCGAAAUUUACGGAAUUCAUGGAUACGAUCUUUUUUGUACUGAGAAAAAAAAACAACCACGUGUCGACGCUUCAUGUUAUCCAUCACGGCUGCAUGCCAAUGUCCGUCUGGUUUGGCGUUAAAUUCACUCCUGGCGGUCACUCAACCUUCUUUGGAUUACUCAACACCUUCGUACACAUUGUCAUGUACACGUACUAUCUACUAGCCGCUCUAGGGCCAAAAAUACAGCCUUACCUCUGGUGGAAAAAGUAUCUUACGGCCUUCCAAAUGAUCCAAUUCGUAUUAAUAAUGAUACACGCCUUCCAAUUGCUCUUCAUCGACUGCGAUUAUCCGAAAGCCUUCGUCUGGUGGAUCGGCAUGCACGCCAUUAUGUUCUUCUUCCUCUUCAACAAGUUCUAUCAGCAAAAUUAUCAACAAAAGAAGACUACUAAAAAGAUGACAAGUAAUGGUAUUGCAAAUGGCAAAGCGUACGGCGUCAUCUCAAAUGGCAAUGUCGCCAGCAACGGCACGAUAAGAAGGGAUGCUGCGGAUUAUUACGUUAAAGGAGAGAGUUUAGCAGCGACGGAAUUCAACCUUCGAAAAGGUUAUCUUUUGAACGAGUGACCCAAGCAAAAAAUUCAUCGUCGUUGUUCUUCCUCUUCUUUGCCACCAAAUGCCUUCAAGUCACAUCGAGAGCUCGUUAAAAUGAUAACCGCAACGUGGAUCUCUCCUCCUUGGCUCAUCCAUCUUCCUCAUUUGAUAUUCAACACUAUUGUUUUUUUUAUCUCUCCAAACGUUGUCCCGUCCUUUAAACUUUCACUUCCUCUUCCUUGCCUUCAUAGGUACUUUUCCAAAAUCUACCGAGUUAAAGUUAAAGACGAAAGGAGAAUAAUUUUUAUUCGACCAAAAUUCGCUUUUUCAUCCUCUUUCCCCUUUAUCCCGUUCGAAAGGUAUAUACGUAUAUCGUUGGAUGACACGUGUCUUUUUAAAAAAGAGGAGAUUAAAGGGAAGCGCGCGUCAGGGCCGUCGCGUCUACAACAAAAGCACAUGCUUACAAGUACGUAAUGACGAUUUCGUUUCGCGAUAUCGUCUCUCUUGGGAUUUCUUUUCUUUUUUUCUAUAAAUCAAAUGAUAAUAAUUAAUCGAUACGUUUAAGAUACGCGUUUCCGUAUCUUGGAAAUACUUUACCGCAAAACUCUCGCUAUCGAAGGAAUCGUGACGGUGGAAGGAAAUCCUCUUAGAGAUCGGUUAACUUUCUUAUUCCAUCGUUCUUUUUACUCGUUUCCUCGUUGCAUUCCAUAAGAUUUGCGAUGUGAAUAUUAUUAUUUCGACUUGCUCGAACGAAUAGCUUCGUGAGAAUAUCUGACUUGUUAAAGUGGAAUAUAUAGGCGAGCUCGCGAUGCGUCUAAUGUUGUACAUAAUAAAUUGAACGGGCAGUAAUGUUAAACGAUGAGGAACAAUGCAACCGUAAGCGUAGCGACUUGUGUCGUGUCUCGCGCGUCCACGUGUAUCUGUCUGCUGUUUGUCUGUCUGUCUGUCUGUCUGUCUGUCUGUCUGUCUGUCUGUCUGUCUGCUGCUGUGUGUGUGUGUGUGUGUGGAAUAGAAUGCGUGCGUGCGUGAAUGCCAUGACGUCGCGCAAAGCGAAGGAAACCGUGGUCUCGAUGAUGUUUUUCAAAAAAGAAAAAGAAGAAAAAAAAAGAAAGACAUACGUAUAUGUGUGCGUGCAUGAGUGUUUGUGCGUGUAUAUGUAUACUCUAAGGACGAUCGUAAUCGUACUUCUGGUUACUCGUUCACCAGCUCGUUCGAUUUUUCGACUUCAUUUUUAUUCGCAUUACAUUCAAUUACGACCACCAAUUUCACUCGCUUUGGAUGUCUCUCGUACAACCCUGUAUAUAGAUAGAUUAGUUUUGUAUUAUCUAGAAAGAUCGAGGUAUAUGAUGCUAUGCCGUCAAUACACCACUAAUGAAAUGAUAUAUACAUGUGUGUGUGUACGCGUGCGCGCGCGUGCCUGCGUGCGUGAGAAUGAAUUAAAGGGGAUGAUAAUGCGAUUACUUCCUCGAGAAUAUAAUCUUUGGAGAUAGUAAAUAAGCGCACGAUAAUCAUAAUUAAUGUGCGCGUGCAUAUUUGUGUGUACAAAUGUUAACACUCGUCGAGAUCAAAGAAAUAUUGUUUUACAUAUUUGCGGCUAUGUACAUAAGGAUUCUUCGAUAAUGCGCCCUCUACAAUAUCUUUUGAAAAGAUAGCUUUAUUAUUACUUUCUUUUUCUCUCUGCCCAAAAAGGAUCAUUUGUUCGGUCCCCCUCUCGUUACAUUUGAACGAGAUUAAGAUCUCUAUUAAAAGGAAAGAAAAUAAUAAUAAGGAGAAGCUGCUAAUUAUUCUUCUUUCUAUCGGCAGGGAAUUUGAAGUUGUAUCGUUAUAAAUAUUCCUCCGCAUUCAAAAGCCGACUUAUUGUAUCACACGUGAAUACUGCCUAGUUUGUAUUUGAAAUAUUCAGUCAAAUCGGGGUGGGUUAAUAAAGUAGGAGAGAAUUGUACAAUAUUAUAUUCUUAUAUAGGGGUAUGUUUUAUAGUCAAGUUUAUGAAUUUGCGAUGAGUCCGUUCGCGACACAUGAUGUAUUUUUGUUAAUAAUAAAAUACUAUGCAUUAUUGGAA